Messenger RNA from Cyphellophora attinorum, 1500 nucleotides. Its product is annotated as Riboflavin transporter MCH5. Lineage: Eukaryota; Fungi; Ascomycota; Eurotiomycetes; Chaetothyriales; Cyphellophoraceae. The record is from RefSeq and is a predicted model, not a curated record. The transcript has a single exon. Gene Ontology annotation, biological process: transmembrane transport. Gene Ontology annotation, molecular function: transmembrane transporter activity. Gene Ontology annotation, cellular component: fungal-type vacuole membrane. Bases 1 to 1500 code for a protein of 499 amino acids.
AUGACGCCAUCUACUCCGAACCGACGCCCAAGCCUAGCCAGGUCAGCCACGUCGGUGGCCGCCGCUCCCUAUAUUCUGCCGCCAGAAUUAUUCGACUCGACCAUACGAGCACAGUCUCGUUCCCCACGGCCGCCCGUGAGACCAGAUGCUGUCCAUGAUGAGAAGGCCUCAGUCCCUGCAGCGCUUCGUCGAUCAUCCUCGACAGCAUCAACCAUUCAUGACGGAGUUCCUGAUGAGGAUGGCAGCCCAGGAGAUGCCUCGCGGGUUUCUACCGAUGCUUAUGGCAACACAUAUCCCGAAGGAGGCUUUGCUGCGUGGUUCUGCGUAUUUGGUUCCUUCUGCGGACUGAUGUGUGCACUGGGCAUGAUGAACACCAUUGGGACCUACCAAGCAUAUCUAUCCGCGAAUCAGUUAUCCGAUCAGACCGAAUCAGCAGUCGGCUGGAUCUUCGGCAUCUACGCGUUCCUCUCCUUCUUCUGUGGCAUCCAAAUCGGUCCUUGGUUCGAUGCCAAAGGCCCCAGGGUCCCAGUCGCUCUAGGCAGCGUCCUCAUCCUGGCCACCUACCUCCUUCUCGGCCUCUGCACGUCCUACUGGCACUUCCUUCUUGUGUUCGGAGUCCUAGGCGGCUUCGGAACCUCCCUCGUCUUCACUCCCGCCGUCGCCGCUGUAGGUCACUGGUUCCUCCGACGACGCGGCUCCUGCACCGGACUCGCCGCCGCAGGUGGCUCACUAGGCGGCAUUGUCUACCCUUUGACCCUCAAAGCCCUCUUCCCCAAGAUCGGCUUCGCCUGGUCCUGCCGCGUAAUCGCCCUCAUCAACCUCGUCCUCCUGAUCAUCGCCAACUUGGGCAUUCGCUCGCGCCUCCCACCCAAGAAAGCCACCAAAGAAGCCAUCCUGCCAGACCUCCGCAUCUUCCGCGACCGCACCUUCGCCCUCACCACCGCCGCCGUCUUCUUCAUGGAGUGGGGUCUCUUCGUGCCCAUCAGCUAUCUCAUCUCCUACGCGCUCGCCCAAGGUGUUGACGAGAGCCUCUCAUACAACCUCAUCGUUAUCUUCAACGCCGCCUCCACUCUCGGCCGCUACCUACCAGGUCUCGUAGCCGACAAGGUCGGCCGCUUCAACGCCAUGCUCGUCAUGAUCGCGUUCGGGCUGGUCUCCAUCUUCGGGCUAUGGAUGCCUGCACGCAGCUCCGAGGCGCUGAACAUCAUCUUCGCACUCGCGUUUGGCUUUGCUAGUGGCUCUGGCAUCAGCUUGACGCCUGUGUGUGUCGGCCAGCUGUGCAGAGUAGAGAACUACGGGCGGUACUACGCUACCUGCUUCACGGUGGUGAGCUUUGCGAGCUUGACUGGCAUACCGAUUGCCGGACAGCUGAUCUCGACUGCUGGAGGGAGGUACGAGGGGUUGAUCGGAUUUACGGGAGCAGCGUAUGCUGUGAGCUUUUGCUUCUACUAUGCCGCUAAGGUCAGUGGUGCUGGGUGGAAGAUUACGGGGAUCUUUUAG